Molecule: messenger RNA, 420 nt
Organism: Sclerotinia sclerotiorum 1980 UF-70
Lineage: Eukaryota; Fungi; Ascomycota; Leotiomycetes; Helotiales; Sclerotiniaceae
Exons: 2
Coding region: 1-420 (139 amino acids)
Biological process (GO): protein import into mitochondrial matrix
Cellular component (GO): TIM23 mitochondrial import inner membrane translocase complex
Source: RefSeq, a predicted model, not a curated record
AUGGCCCACCGCAUAAUAACCCAAGUCGUCAUAACCGGCUCACGGGUCCUCGGGCGCGCUAUAUCAGAAUCCUGGAAACAAGCCAAAGCCUCCUCAGCAUAUCAAAAAGCGCAACAAUCCGGCUCUGCUGGUGGCGGUGCGGCUUUCUCCUCUAACGGUCUCACACUAGACGAGGCCUGCAAAAUCCUCAAUGUCAAACCACCAAAAGAAGGAAAGAUGGAUAUGGAAGACGUCAUGUCGCGGUUUAAGAAAUUGUUCGAUACGAAUGAUCCGAAGAAGGGAGGGAGUUUUUAUCUGCAAAGUAAAGUGCUAAGGGCGAGAGAGAGGUUAGAGCGGGAGGUGAAGGUUAAAGCGGAAACGCUGGAGAGAGAGGCAGAGCUGAGGGAGGGGUGGAAACCGAAGGUUUUUAAGGACCGGUGA